AGUGCGUGAGAGAUGGUUGCCAGCAAGAAACCGAUUCCGUUCAAGAAAUUCAACUGAAUUUUAUACUCGCGCUUGCGAUUAGCCGACAUACGGUAUAUGCAAUCGGAGCUGGCAACCGGUAAUCCAUCUAUUACCGCAACGGAGACGCUACCGUCAAAAUACAGCGUAUAUCUCAUCGCAUAAUUUAAUUUGGACAUUGGGGAUCUUUUUGGUGUUUAGCGAAGAUAAUCCUUCAUGUUUGGAACCCGGCUUUUCCUGACGAUUGACAUAACGGCGGGCUGACCUUAACUCACAGCCAAUUAAGACAAGAUAUCGUAUGCAGUGCCUGCAUAUCUGUAAUUACCUGCGAUAGGUGGAUAAUUUUUUUAUUUUUCGUUACACCCGCGUGGACCACUCUGGAAUACUGGCUCGUAAGAGCAUCAUCAGCAAGUUUACACGACGGAAACGACCAUCGCCAUCAUUCAUUACAUAUCCAUCUAUCGGCUGCAUUCCACUAUUACAGCCGCUUGUAACAGCCAUGGAUGCUCGACGGCAAGUGUUUAUAGCUGGCGCGCUACGGCGCUUGUGCGUAUUUUUAUUCUAUCUUUUGGUUGGAUGGACGUAAUAUUUUACGAUCAGCACACAUAAGUGCUGUUGAUCUCGAUUGGCAGUAUAUUGUUGUGCCAGGCGCCUACGUUUUUCUCUACCAGUGCUCUUUGCUGGUUUAACUGGGCGAUCGGAUGUCGUUCUAAUUAUCUAGUAGAAACUAAGUAAUUUCUACCCAAAACACAUCUGGCACGUCUGUUACAACGAUCCGCUGUAAAGCGAGCGAAUGUAGCACAUACCGGAUUACAUCAUACAUAUACAUAAUUAUUCGUCAGUUGAUACAAUGGAUUACAAUCGCUCCAGCAUCCAUCCGGCAAGGUUAAACAAUCUUGCCACCAAAAGUGAGGUUCAUAAUCACCAUGGACGAAAGGGUCGAGAAGGAUCUGGUGAAGUGACGAAAUCGAUUAUACAUCCGUCCCCGGGCGGCCUCACAGAAGAUCUAUACCAGCGUCUGGUAAUUUUUCAAAGAGACGCAAAGGGCUAUGGACUAACUGUUUCCGGCGACAAUCCAGUAUUCGUUCAGUCAGUGAAAGAAGAUGGGCCAGCGGCACUCGCCGGAGUCCAGAAAGGCGAUCGUAUAAUAAAAGUUAACGGUACUUUGGUUACGCAAAGCAAUCACACCGAAGUCGUCAAAUUAAUAAAAGCCGACCAGCUGGUUACCUUAACGCUACUGGGCAAAUCGCCGACGAAGCCCAUUAACCAUCCGAACGCCGGCAGUAUGAGUAAUAUCAACCGUCAUGGUCGGCCGCCGCUCCCCAACCAAAACAGUCCCCCCACCAUCACCGCGCCCUUACCGCCCAGCCAGGAUAAGCAGCAAAUGUACACCGAUAAUCGGCUGCAGACGAUGAAUCUGAUGCGGGAAAAAGAAAUGCAGAAUAUUGCUCAAUUAACCACCGCCUUUUCCGCUAAUCCCACCGAUGAGAAACUCGGGAAGGAUAUUGAGGCGGCACUGAAGCGGGUGAAGCAUCUCCAAGACCAGAUGCUCAUCCUGUCGGUAACGCGGGCGGGUGCCACCGGCGGCGGAGAUGUGUCCGGCCCGACAUCUUUCGCUGACCGCCCUUUGCCGCCCAUCCCCACCGAGACGGUCAAGUCGCCUACCGAGACCGGUGGGGGGAUCGGGAGGACAUCGCGGAAGAAUUCUGGUGGCUCGGGACAUGUGCGUCAGUAUUCCACACCGGAGCCGCUGCAUAUUGCCGGUGCCAUGCUCAGCUGUCCGCCGGACUCGACGUUGCUAAAUCGGUCAGCCAGCGAUAUGAUACAGCCGCAAACGGAUAUGGAUGUGGAUGUCAUACCCAAAAAACCAGCUGAUUCUCGCUUUCGAACGUCGUCGUUCGGUGAGAAAAUGUUUUCGCCGCCCAGUACACCGUUUGGCCAACAAAGCAAUGUGAAUGGAUCGUCCAACCGCGCUCAUUCCGGCUUCCCCACUCUAUCCAGCAUCCCGCUGACCGUGUUCAAUCGGCCGGCGCAAGUGGACGUUAUGAGCAUGGAAGACGCCAGUCUCGGUGCCUUACCCUCGCAACCGGCGCCCUUUCUGCAGUAUUCCGCCCUCCAGCAGAAUCUCCCGCAUCUCUCCGUCUUCAUGUUCUAUCUGUGCACCAACAGUGAGCCGAAUACAUUACUCUUCCAUCUCCUAUCCGAUGCCUACCUGAAAGGCACCAACACCAAAGACAUGCAGCGCUGGGCCUAUGAACUGCACUCCACAUUCACCCUGCCCGAUGCGCCGCUGGAGCUGGAGUUUGUCCGGAAAGUGCCGGCAAUUUCCGGUAGUAUCGAGGAGUUACUGAGUAAACCGGAAUGGAAGGAUGACGAGCCGUUGCGGGCUGUCUUUAAUAAUGCGCGCAUCCGUGCUGGGGAUGUUGUUAAGAGUCAGCUGGCGGAAUUCCAGCAGAAACGCGCCCUGGGUAUGGCGUUCGGGCCCAGUGAGGCGGAACUGCAGGAGGCGUCCACAUCGGCUGACAGGACAGCGGAAAUGAUGGGCGCGGUCCUGGGACAGUGGCUGCAAUACAUUACGGAUGCACAGCCGGAAGAGCCGGAAAACAGACUAGAUAAGCAGGCGGCCACGGGCACGGCGCUGGCCACGUUUCUCAGGAUCUCAGGUGGAAAGCUGGUUAAGGAGAAAGACGCUACUGUCUCGCUGCUGGACAAGUGGCCUCUUAUGCUGCAGAAAGAAAAGCACAAGUUUAAACCCAAAGAGAAAGCCAAAAAGUUAUCGACACAGAACGGACAUCAGUUCGAGCCGAAAUCAUUAACAUCGACAGCAUAUUGCCAGCAUUGUUCGCAGCUAAUAUGGGGCGCCAGUCCGCAGGGAAAUGCCUGCGCAGCUUGCGGCGGCGUCUAUCAUCGCUGCUGUACGCGGCAUGUCGAUAAAUUAUGCAGCGGCAAAUCAUCCAGCCGAUCCUUGCCUUUCCCCGAUCUCAACUUCAUUGGACGUAAACGCAGCAACCAAAGCCCAAGUGCCAUUGCUGCAGCCAAAAAACAGCACGACGAUAAAAUGGCCACGGAGGCCGCUGCGACGGCUGCGAGUAAUACUUCUUCUGAUCUCUUAUCUGAUGCACCUGACAGUGAUAGACGACUUCCGGUCGGACAGCACCCGCCACUGGCAGCCGAUCGAUCGGCUAACCGAGACUCUUCAGCCACACCCGACCUCUCCGAGGCCUCGCGCUUAUCUUCUUCCACUCAAAUUACCCGCUCAGAGAGCCUGAAAACGCAGCAGAAACGCGUGGGAAAAACAGCCGGCAACCGCAAGAAAUCCGAUCCCUAUCAUUUGGACCGGGAAGCGGAUGAUGAGCGGAGCAGUAUGGGCAUAUCGGAGAACUCCUCAUCCACGCAUUCAUUACGGAGCAGCGAAAGUCCGAGGGAUUCGAUGGACAACGUGGGUGAUUCCGAUUUGGACGCCGAUCCGAAGACCAUUCCCGACUGGCAGCUGGACAUUAAGGAUUUCACUCUCCUGGAAGACUUAACCCCUAAAGAGCGCAAACGCCAAGACGUCAUUAACGAGCUGUUCCACACGGAGCGCACGCAUGUGCGCAAUCUCAAAGUCCUGCACCAGGUCUUCUACCAGCCGAUGCUGCGCGAUCAGAUCCUCCCGCCGGAUAUCCUGCAUCUUAUCUUCGCCAACUUGGAGGAGAUGCUCAGCUUGCACAAUGACAUUAACCGCGCCAUGCGCCGUCUGAAGAAGUCCACUGAUUUAGUGGGGAAUGUCGGUGAUCUGCUCAUUAGCUGCUUUGGACCGGCAUCCAUUCACAAGUUCAAGCUGGCGGCGGCUGCCUUCUGUCGUAAUCAGCAUUUCGGCCUGGAGGCGCUCAAGCAGCGCCAGAAGAAGGAUGACCGGCUGGCGCAGUUUUUACAGGAUGCGGAAAGGAAUACGCUGUGUAUGCGGCUCCAGUUGAAGGAUAUCAUUCCCACCGGCAUGCAACGCCUGACGAAAUAUCCACUUCUACUAGACCAGCUGCUCAAAUAUACUAAAGAUGACGAUGAAGACGGAAAACAAGAACGAGCCAAAAUCAACGUAGCUCUGAAUAACUGCCGUGACGUGUUAGACUUCGUCAAUCAAGCCGUUAUGGAGAGCGACAACAGGAACCGACUGAAGGAAAUACAAGAUAAAAUCGAUACCGGUCCCUUCCGGAAAACUCUUAACAAGCUUGGUUUGGACCCUAAGAGUUUCGACCUGAUCCAGCACAAACUAAUCCACUACGGCGAAUUAACAUGGCGUACGAGCAAACAGAAGAACAUCGAUCUCUUGGUUCUCCUUCUGGAACGACAGCUAGUGCUCAUCACCAAACAAGACGACAAACUGGCCUUAAAAUUCCACAGCAAUCCCACGCUGACCGGCAGUGCUUUGGACAAGCGCUCCUCCGCUUCCGACAGCAGCCGCUACUGGUCUCCCAUCAUCAAUCUGGAGAAUAUUCUCAUCCGUGAUGUCGCCACCGACAAGUGUGCUUUUUUGAUGUUCGGUGCCGGUGAGUUCGUCAAAGUCGAUCAGAUGUACGAACUGGUGGCACCCACAGCUAACGAGCAGAUCAAAUGGAAGAAGAAUAUCCAGCUGGCACUGGAGGGCAUGACGAAGCUGUACGAGAACAUGGCCACUGUGAUGCCGGAGACAGCCACGCCCAGUGUCCAGUCGGGUCCGGUGGCGCCCUCGCAGCCGGGUGAGACCGGCUCGCACCUGGCGCCGUCGACCGAUGGGAAUGAAUAUGCAGCGGAAGGAGAACGCGGUCCGCCGAGUGAAGGAGAUGAAGCUGGUAGUAAGCCGGGUGAAUCGGCGGAGCAGCCCACGGGGGCUAAAACAAAGAGACCCGCCAAUCUACUAUCGCCGUCGUUGAUCGUGUUCACGGUUCCUGACAUCCAAGAUGCAAUGACAGUUGUGACACCUUUUGAGCAACUGAAACGUCGAGACCGUGAACUGGAAGAAGCUCUUUCAUCCAAGAUGCGAUUAAUAUCCACGAUACUGGGCGUGAAUCCUGACAACAUUGAAGAAGUCGCCAAUAGAAAUCCUGACUUCGAAGCCGAUCCCCGGCAGCUCAUUUCUUGGUCAUCGCGCCAAGUUGCUCUCCUGGCCAAACUUCUGUCCGACGCCACCGCACUACACCACGAGCAGCUCCUCCUGCCACAAAAACACACCAGUCUCGCGGCGGAAGCCCACAAUGGCCGGCGCGACUUCAUCAGUCAGACCGACAUCCAACCGCCGACAGUGGACGCUCAUAAACUGGAGACCAUAGCGCUCAAUCUGAACCGAUACAUGACGGCUCUGAUGAAAAUUAUCUGUCAGAGGGAAAUGGAGAAUCAACAACUGCGCAAAGAUCUCGAGCACCAAAAGGAGCAACUGCGAAUUCUACGAAGCGAAGCAAGGUCACCCGCCCAUUCUCGCCCAAGCAGCUUCAUUUCGGUGUCGUCAACGGGGUCGUUCCCAGCGGAUUCUCUGGACGGGGACUCCGACCACACGACCCUUACGCUGUCCGAUGAUUAUACCGGUCAAGCGUUGUCGGUACCGAACUCCAUUCGCAGAAUCCGUUCCUCUGAAUAAAUACAGAAAAAAAUAUCCUGGACGAAGCUGAUUUGGAGCGACGAAUAGGAUAGAUGACAAAAGCCGAACUGCUCAAUGGACUUUCAAUAAAUGUGUUCCUGAAGUGAGCUUUAUUAUUGACUUUGAUGCUGUAAAUGUACACUGCAAAAGUUAAGGCUUUGUGAUGCUGUUUCAAAGGUGCAUUAGUAAUACAGUGUGAUAAGAGGGUACUAGUUCCGUGAGGCUCUUCGUCUAAUGUUUACCGGUACGUUGUACAGUUUGAUCCACUGGUUCCCGGUAAAUUCUGGCGCUGCAAGCGUUUGGAAAUUUAAAAGAUUAUUUAAAACGUGCAUGGCUGAUACGUGCUUUUUGUUUAUAAAACAAGGAAAUUCAUUAUUAAAACUGUAAUUCACUA
This is a messenger RNA of Paramacrobiotus metropolitanus, 6002 nucleotides long. Its product is annotated as rho guanine nucleotide exchange factor 11-like. Gene Ontology annotation, biological process: G protein-coupled receptor signaling pathway. Lineage: Eukaryota; Metazoa; Tardigrada; Eutardigrada; Parachela; Macrobiotidae. Gene Ontology annotation, molecular function: G protein-coupled receptor binding; guanyl-nucleotide exchange factor activity. The transcript is spliced from 15 exons. Gene Ontology annotation, cellular component: cytoplasm. The record is from RefSeq and is a predicted model, not a curated record. The coding region runs from base 869 to 5608 and encodes 1579 amino acids.